UUCUAAAUUCUUAUUGGUUACGUUCCCGCGUACGUCAAGAAACCAGGAAGUAAGGUGUUUCUGUGAUGUGGAGAAAAUGCUCGGGGAUCUGUUAAUAUUCGGGACGCUGCUGGUGAAUGCAGGAGCUGUGCUGAAUUUCAAGCUAAAGAGGAAGGAGUCCCAUGGAUUUGCAGAUGAGUCCGGAGCUCCAACAACAGGUGAAAACAUCAGAGAGUUCCUCCUCAGCCUGCGGUACUUCCGGAUCUUCAUCGCUCUCUGGAACGUCUUCAUGAUGUUUUGCAUGAUUCUACUCUUUGGAUCGUGAUCGGCUGAAUUGCACAUCCAGGAUGUAAACGUUUCAGACAGAUGCUACAAACUUCUCCAUGGCUGGACACUUUGCCCCUUUUACCCUUUUAAAAUCGCAAUAAUGUUUAAAUUCCCCAAAGUUUCACUGUAUUUCAGGCUCGAUCAGAUUACCUGAAUCAUAUUUAUUUUCUUUCAAACUAUGUAAAAAAAAAAAAUUUUAAUUUAGCUUCAGCUACAACGUCAUCUGUGUACUUCAGAUUAAAAAUCAACAUAAAAAAUGAUCACCUUUAUCAGGAAUGUCACUUCUUGUUUAUAUUUCACAGAUAUGACACAUUCCUAGUUUUAUUUAUCAGAUAUUCUGUGAAAAGUAUCAGAUUUAAACGUCUUUCUUUAAAAUCAGCUCAUGUGACUUGUAAGAAAAAAAUGCUGUAUAUACACUAUAUUGUAAAGGUCCUUAUGCUUAAUAAAAAUAACUAUUCCUACUGUU
This is a messenger RNA of Xiphophorus hellerii (green swordtail), 772 nucleotides long. RefSeq names its product small integral membrane protein 7 (gene smim7). The record is from RefSeq and is a predicted model, not a curated record. The coding region runs from base 77 to 304 and encodes 75 amino acids. The transcript has 5 exons. Lineage: Eukaryota; Metazoa; Chordata; Actinopteri; Cyprinodontiformes; Poeciliidae.